This is a messenger RNA of Phyllopteryx taeniolatus (common seadragon), 4194 nucleotides long. It is a transcript of the gene galr1a, whose product is annotated as galanin receptor 1a. Gene Ontology annotation, molecular function: galanin receptor activity. Bases 210 to 1232 code for a protein of 340 amino acids. The transcript is spliced from 3 exons. Lineage: Eukaryota; Metazoa; Chordata; Actinopteri; Syngnathiformes; Syngnathidae. Gene Ontology annotation, biological process: positive regulation of cytosolic calcium ion concentration; G protein-coupled receptor signaling pathway; negative regulation of adenylate cyclase activity. The record is from RefSeq and is a predicted model, not a curated record. Gene Ontology annotation, cellular component: membrane.
UUUGCUCCCAAGCAUAUGUAGAAUGUUUUAAUGGAAUCCGCACUGUGACGCCACUUGAAGGAGUACACCGCGGGAUUUGGACAAACUCAUCCUCCGUCGAAAAUGUUCACUGGUCAAAGCUGACAUCUAUCCGAGAAAAAGACGAAGCCGAGGCGCAGAAAGACCUCAAGUCAAUUGGUCUGGCGAACUUCCAAGUUGACGAGGAAGCCAUGAAUCUCACGGAGUUGCCGUGGGACCUCAACCGAACAGAGCAAGAGCAACUUUUAUUCGGGAUCGGCGCGGAUAAUUUCAUCACCCUGGUGGCGUUUUGCCUGAUCUUCGUACUGGGUGUGCUGGGCAACUCCAUGGUGAUCACCGUGCUGGCACGGAGCAAGCCAGGAAAACCACGCAGCACCACAAACAUCUUCAUCCUCAACCUGAGCAUCGCGGACCUGUCCUAUCUGCUCUUUUGCAUCCCCUUCCAGUCUACCAUCUACAUGAUGCACACCUGGGUGCUGGGCGCAUUCAUUUGUAAAUUUAUCCACUAUUUCUUCACGGUGUCCAUGCUGGUCAGCAUCUUCACCCUCUCGGCCAUGUCCGUGGACAGGUACGUGGCCAUCGUACACUCCAGAAAGUCCUCCGCCAUCAGGGUGCCCAAACAUGCCUUGAUCGGCGUGUUGGUCAUUUGGAUUCUCUCUCUGGCCAUGGCAGCGCCCAUCAUGUAUUACCAGAACAUCUUUCACGGGGGAGAAAAUCUCACAUUUUGCUGGGAAGUGUGGCCAGAACAAAACCAGAAAAAAGUCUAUGUGGUGUGCACCUUUGUUUUUGGCUACGUUUUGCCACUGCUGCUCAUCUCUUUUUGCUAUGCAAAGGUUUUAAAACAUUUGCACAAAAAGCUGAGAAAUAUGUCCAGAAAGUCUGAGGCAUCAAAGAAAAAGACAGCUCAGACAGUGUUGGUUGUGGUGGUGGUGUUCUGUCUGUCAUGGCUCCCUCAUCACGUGGUUCACCUUUGGGUAGAGUUUGGGACCUUCCCACUGAACCAGGCUUCCUUUUUGCUCCGGAUUGCUGCCCACUGCCUGGCGUACAGCAACUCAUCUGUCAACCCAGUCAUCUAUGCCUUCCUGUCAGAAAACUUCAGGAAGGCUUAUAAACAAGUGUUCAAAUGCCAGAUUGGCACCGAAGAUGUGCCGUUCAAUGAGAUCAAGGAGGUCCGCAGUAAGGCAGACACACCAACUAACUGCACCAAUGUUUGAUAUUCAAGGUUUGCAUAGAGGUGUAUGACUAAUUUAUGGCAACUUUAAAACUAAAACUGAAUUUAGAGACAGUGAAAGCCCAAAAUUGUAGAUAUUACGUUGCCACGGCUUUUCCACAUAACCGCUGUAAGGUUUAAAUUAUUUGCACAAUGUUUUCAUAUACAAACAUACAUAAUGCUUUCAAAUCUAAUAUGUUCUUGUCUCAACUUUCUCUUUUUGUGAAAUCUUACAUUGAGGAAUGGGCCCCAACAAAUCAAAAUAAUAGUUUAUUUUAGUAAAGAAAUGUUCUUCCUCUAUGAAAACCUGUGCUGGGUAAUAUUGCUCAAUCUAACCAUGAAGACUGCUUAGUUGAUGUCACAGCUACAGUUCGGUCCAGAAGCAUUGGGACAAUGAAUUUUCCUCAUUGAGAUGCUUUAACAGGUCUUCAGUGGAGCCACCAUCACUUGCUGCUUGUUUGUGGGCCUUGGGUCUUCACUUUACUAAGUGAAAAUGAAAAGCAUGCUCGAUUACUGUAGCUUUAGAUCAGGUGACAAAAAAUUCCAGUGAAGAAUAUGCUUUUUUUCCUCCAAAUGUAUUUAUUCUUCGUGUACCAUAUAAUGGUAAACUCACAAAGGCAGCACGGUGAACCUGUGGUUAGGACAUCUGUCUCACCGUUAUGAGGUUUGGGGAUUGAAUCUCAGCUCAGGUCCUCAUGGAGUUUGCAUGUUCUCCCGUGCUUGUGUCAGUUUUCUGCAGGUACUCUGCCUUCCUCCCAUGUUCCAGGUUAAUUGAAGUCUAAAUCAGGGGUCACCAACCUUUUUGAAAUGCAUGUUCUCCCCGUGCCUGCGUGGGUUUUCUCCGGGCACUCUGGUUUCCUCCCACUUCCCAAAAACAUGCAUAGUAGGUUGAUUGAAGACUCUAAAUUGCCCAUAGGUGUGAAUGUGUGCGCGAAUGGUUGUUUGCUUAUAUGUGCCCUGCGAUUGGCUGGCGACCGGUUCAGGGUGUACCCCGCCUCUCGCCCGAAGAUAGCUGGGAUAUCCUUGGAUGGAUAUUCAUCGAGGUGGCAUGGUGGACAACUGGUCAGCACUUCUGCCUCACAGUUCUGAGGACCUGGGUUCAAAUCCGGCCUGUGUGGCGUUUGCAUGCACUCCCCAUGCCUGCGUGGGUUUUCCCCAGGUACUCUGGUUUCCUCCCACAUCCCAAAAACAUGCAUAGUAGGUUAAUUGAAGACUAAAUUGCCCACAGGGCAAAACUUGAUUUCUAGAAAUCAGUGCAAAUAUUUUUUUUAGAAAUGAUCACAACGUUCCUAGGAAAUCACAAUGAUCCAUCGCUGGUGAGCUAUUUUUAGAGCAGGCAUGUGGGCAAAUCAUGUGCUCCUAGGGGGCGACCAGGUGCCCCCAGGCACCAUGUUGGUGACUCCUGCACUUAAUUGUAACAUAGUUGUGAGUGUGAAUGGUUGUUUGUGUCUAUGUGCCAUGCGAUUGACUGGCGACUAGUCAAGACAAGUGGGAUAGAAAAUAAAUAGAUGACAUUCACCACAAAGACCAGUGCCACACCCGCUUCAAAAAUGUCAGAAUCUUGAGGGAUCCAUCAGUUAAAUUCAGCUAUGGACCAAAGAUUUCAAGCCUGGAAAUAUAUGGAAGCCUCCUGCUACUACAGUCCAUAAUACAGUAUUCUGAAAGAUUUGAGAUUUGGCAAAAUUGCUUGCGACACUAGAUGUCUUAUUAGAAUUAUUUUAAUUUCAUGAAAACAAAAUGUUUUACCGUUUAUUUUAUGAGAAAAAAAAUAUGUGGAGUGGGCUGCGACGGAACAAUUUUUGUAACUUGCUGCUGCAGCAUGUACAUGCCAACAGAGCACUGGAAUGUGAUGUAUUGCUUACCUUUAUGUGCUAUUUCCCACUAAAGUCUGGUGAUCUUACAGUCAGGUUUCAGGAGGGAGUAUGUGGCUGUUAUCUAUGGAGAUGAUAAAUAAUCUACUGUAAUUUACAUACAUAAAAUGUGUAUAGAAAAUUGGAGCGCUCAUAUUUUCUUUUUCAGACUGCUUCUAAAAAGGCAUCAUUGUUCAUGCAGUAAAUGCUUGUUAAAUAGGGGUUAUUAUAAAUAUUAAGGACACGGAUAACAAUGUUCGUGUAAUGUCUCACAUUAUUUUGACUUCACUGAGUAAAGCUCUUGGACUUGUAAAGCUCCAGAUAAUUGCUCAGAACCCUUCCUUGUAGCUCUAGUUCCUAAUUAAUCAUGAUUGUGAAAUUGAUUGUAUGUCAUUGUAUAAUAUAUUCCUAUCUAGAAAGACAUGAAGAUUUUAAGUACAUGUAACCUUUUUGUGAUAAUGCCCCUAUUCUAUAAAUACUGUCAAAUCUAAAUAGAGAAAAUAUGUUGGUAGAAAAUCAUGCACACACAAAAGAAUGAUUUUCAGUGGUCUGUUAGUUUGUUUGAUUUUGUUUCACUAUACAGUAGCUGUACAUAUUUUAAUAUAGAUGCAGUUUGUAUGUUCUUUGUUAUGAGCAGCAUUGUUGAUAUGAUGUACACAUUCUUAUCUUUUGCUGCUGUCUGUGCUGCAAGAGAGAGAAGCUUGUUGUUGUAAUAUCGAGGAUUAAUUGUGUCUUUAUGCAGUGUAUGUAUUAAACUCUGUGGUAUUUGCACAAAAAAAACAUUGUUAUUACAAUUUCAUUCUGUGGUUUGAAAUUCCCUUGUUUACUUUGAAUUGAAAUUUUGUUUGCUCAUUCCAUUUAACUGCAUUUCCAUAAAAGGAGGUUUGUCUUCGUUCUCAGUGAAAGCAUGAACUGAUGAUUUAGACUUCCUUUGCUCCCACAAUAAGUUGAGGAAAAUAACAGAGAAGGUUCCCAUCAGUUGGGUUCCACCAAGAGUUUGUUUUGUUGAUCAUAGACCAGUGGAGGGCAUUUCCUGACAUCAUAUAUAUAAUCCCAAGAAACAUUAUGCAAGGCCUAUUUGAGUAGUGUGAAGAUUUCUGAAAGGGAAAAUGUUCU